AUGAUUUUAUGGCGGGUCGCGGACACCAAAGACGCGUGCCUGCCGUUAUCCAAAAAGUCCCUCCUGCUCUCCGGGCAGGUCCGCGAGGCCGCCUGGUUGGCGAUUCCGUCCUCGCGGCCGGUCGACGUCUUUUCCUUCGCCGCUCCGACGACGGACGACGCGUCCUAUCCCUUUCUCCUCUUAACCUACGUCGCCCCUGGGCGUGGGGCGGAGUUGUUCGAUUUCUCCCGCCCGCAAGUCCUCCGGCGCUUCGACCUGGCGUCUGCGGCGGCGUUGGUGCGGUCCUUCACCUGCUCCGACGAUCACACGCGCGUGGCCCUCGCGACCUCCGACGGGGCGGUCUUGAUUUAUCCCUUGCAGGGAGAAGGGAUGGGUUCCUUGGGCGAUCCGGAGGCUUCGGAGCCGACGGCGGGCUCGCAUGACGAGCCCGCCCAACGGGAAACCCUGCCAGUGGAGACGGUAUCGCCUGUUUUUAGUAUUAAGGUCUUUGAUUGCCCUCCACCUAGCUCGCUGCAAGCGUUUUGGGGGAUCGCUUUCUACGAGGGAAGCUCCGCGCUACUAACGCUGGGAAAUGGGGUGGAGCUCAAGUACUGGGAACUUCCCGAUCUGGAUAGUUAUGCAAAGACCGAUUUGACAGGUUCCAUAAAUAGCAAUCAGGACAACGACAAUACCGAACAGAGCUGUCAAAUCAUUUCCAAACCACACGGACAAAUUCUUCUUCCUCGCCCCGCGAGGUGUUGGUCUACGACAUCAAUAAGAGGUAUCGAAAAGGGCAUGGAUACGUCGAAUACUACCCCAUCAGAGGAGGACAUCAAAGGUAGUAUUGCCAUUGGCGAUGAAAAAGGCCACGUAAUGGUUUUGAGCAUCUGGAAGCCGUAG
This is a messenger RNA of Phytomonas sp. Hart1, 879 nucleotides long. Lineage: Eukaryota; Euglenozoa; Kinetoplastea; Trypanosomatida; Trypanosomatidae. The record is from the annotation of a GenBank genome assembly.